Molecule: messenger RNA, 534 nt
Organism: Plasmodium gallinaceum
Lineage: Eukaryota; Apicomplexa; Aconoidasida; Haemosporida; Plasmodiidae
Product: ankyrin-repeat protein, putative
Exons: 8
Coding region: 1-534 (177 amino acids)
Molecular function (GO): protein binding
Source: RefSeq, a predicted model, not a curated record
AUGGCAACUGAAGAGAGAGUAAAAUUAUUAAUAGCUGCCAGAAAAGGAAUUUAUGAGGAUGUCGUUUCUUUGUCUAAAUUGCAAAUUCCUUUAGGUGAUUAUAUUCAACCUCCACAUAAUAGGACAGCCUUUUGGUAUAGUUGUAGAAAUGGUAGCCUAAAAAUGGCAAAAAUAAUUUUGAAAAAAGGAAGUAACAUAAAUCAUAAAGAUAUUAACGGAAUAUCUCCAUUGCAUAUUUGUGUUAAGCAUGGGCAUUUGAGUUUAGCAAAAUUCCUUCUUGAAAAUAAUGCAAAUAUAAAUAUAAAAGAUAAUGAUGGACAAACUCCUAUAUUUUACGCUAUAAUAAAUAGGCAUUAUGAUAUUGUUAAGCUGUUAAUAGAAAAUGGUGCUGACGUUUCAAUAAAAGACAAUAAUAAUGCAAGUGUUUAUGAUUAUGCAGAUUUUACUGGGAAAACAAAAUUAUCAACCUAUAUAUUAUAUAAAAGUAAUGAGUUAAUUGUUAAAAAUACACAAUAUUCAUUAAAUAAGGAUUAG